CGCCUCUCCCUCUCAUUCCCCCCUUCUUCUAUCCUAUACCAAAAUACAAAAAGGUAAGCACUCUUGCCAUCAUACCAUCCACGUCGGCCGUCUUGUCGUUGCUUGUCGUUGUCUGCGCAGCACGUAGACGGAAAACGCCGGGUGGCACAGCAGCACGAAGCAAGGCCUGUCAAUCAUGUCGACGACUGCCUUGACAUCAAAAACACAGCACUAAUCAUCAAUAAUUUGAUUAGGGACAGGAUGCUUUGCAAGCGAGUUGCCUUCGCCCUUCUGGCCGCGGUCGCGGCCGUCCGCGCUGCUGAGGACUCGGACGUCACCCAGCUGCAGAAGGACACCUUCGAGGAUUUCGUCAAGGCCAACGACCUCGUCCUUGCCGAGUUCUACGCCCCCUGGUGCGGUCACUGCAAGGCCCUCGCCCCCGAGUAUGAGGCCGCUGCUACUUCUUUGAAGGAGAAGGGCAUCAAGCUUGCCAAGGUCGACUGCACCGAGGAGGCUGAUCUUUGCCAGGCCUUUGGUGUUGAGGGUUACCCGACUCUCAAGGUCUUCCGCGGCCUCGACAACGUCACUCCCUACUCUGGCCAGCGCAAGGCUGCUGGCAUCACAUCCUACAUGAUCAAGCAGUCGCUCCCGGCUGUCUCCCUCUUGACCAAGGAUACCCUGGAGGAGUUCAAGACUGCCGACAAGGUCGUUCUGGUCGCCUACAUUGACGCCGACGACAAGGAGUCCAACGAGACGUUCACUGCGGUUGCCGAGAAGCACCGCGACGCCUUCCUCUUUGGCGGCGUCAACGAUGCGGCGGUGGCCGAGGCCGAGGGUGUCAAGGCCCCUGCCAUUGUUCUCUACAAGUCCUUCGACGAGGGCAAGGCCACCUUCACCGAGAAGUUCGACGCGGAGGCGAUUGAGAAGUUCGCCAAGGUGGCCGCCACUCCUCUGAUUGGCGAGGUCGGCCCCGAGACAUACGCGGACUACAUGACCGCGGGCAUCCCUCUGGCCUACAUUUUCGCCGAGACCGCCGAGGAGCGUGAGAAGCUCGGCUCGGCCCUCAAGCCCAUCGCUGAGAAGUACCGGGGCGUCAUCAACUUCGCCACCAUUGACGCGUCGGCGUUUGGCGGACACGCCAGCAACCUGAACCUGAAGGCCGACAAGUUCCCCUCUUUCGCCAUUCAGGAGACUACCAAGAACCAGAAGUUCCCCUUCGACCAGGAGAAGGAGAUCACCCAUGACGCCAUCGCCAGCUUCGUUGAGGGCGUCGUUGCCGGUACGAUCGAGCCUAGCAUCAAGUCGGAGCCCAUCCCCGAGACCCAGGAGGGCCCCGUCACCGUCGUCGUUGCCAAGAACUACGAGGACAUUGUCCUUGACGACACCAAGGACGUCCUCAUUGAGUUCUACGCUCCUUGGUGCGGUCACUGCAAGGCGCUGGCCCCCAAGUACGAGGAGCUCGCGGCCCUGUACGCCGAGAGCGAGUUCAAGGACCAGGUUGUCAUUGCCAAGGUCGACGCCACUGCCAACGAUGUUCCCGACGAGAUCCAGGGCUUCCCCACCAUCAAGCUCUACGCCGCUGGUGGCAAGGACUCCCCCGUCACCUACGCCGGCUCUCGCAGCAUUGAGGACUUUGUGUCUUUCAUCGCAGAGAACGGCAAGUACAAGGCCGCCGUCUCCCUGAAGGAGGAGGCCGGCGAGGAGAGCCAGGCCGCUCCUGCUGCCUCCGAGUCUGAUGCUCAUGAUGAGCUGUAAAAAAACACUAUUCUUGGGAACGGUUUUAGGGGCCAUCAUCUUUAGGAGGUUUCUGUUGGACUUGCUUUCAUAUACCUCCUCGCACUGUAGGUAGUUCACGCCGGGUUCUGAGCAGCGGAUAAUGCGAAAAUGAUUGGGAAUUGGCAUAUGACCUGGGACCUUUAGACUGCGUACCGGUAGUCAUUAACAACGUUUUACUCAUGAAGUCCUGUGUCAUGGAAGCCCUGUAAUAUUCAUUCAAUUGCUGUGCACGUUUGCUUGGUACAUUACAUCCUGUGCUCCGCACAAAAACCACCUCGCCCACAUGGCCCGUCGCAUCUUGGCGUAUGCCCAGUUACUGGCAAAAUUCCCCGUCCUGAUGGAGUGGCCAUCAACAAAAUAAUUCCCGCUGGAAGGUCCAUUUAUUUCUUUUUGCGAUCCAACGCAUCCAUCUUCUCCUCCAGAAC
Molecule: messenger RNA, 2180 nt
Organism: Sodiomyces alkalinus F11
Lineage: Eukaryota; Fungi; Ascomycota; Sordariomycetes; Glomerellales; Plectosphaerellaceae
Product: disulfide-isomerase
Exons: 3
Coding region: 241-1734 (497 amino acids)
Biological process (GO): response to endoplasmic reticulum stress; protein folding
Cellular component (GO): endoplasmic reticulum
Molecular function (GO): protein disulfide isomerase activity
Source: RefSeq, a predicted model, not a curated record